GGACCAAUUUCACAAGCGGAAUUAAUAGCAGUGCACCCCAACAUGGCCGCGCGCACAAACGUGAGAAUAUUGCUCCGAAAAUUGAAAUGGAUCUCCGUAAUCCCACGACGGAAUCGUGUGAAAACAAAAUGGGCAGCCUCACAGGCAAAGUUUCCUUCCACCAGCCUGGCUCUGCAGAACUUCGACGUAAACUACGGCACACAGCUCGGCGAUCUCUGGCCAUCUGUGCGAGUCAGCAUGCUCUCCGAGCAGAAAUACGGGGCAUUGAUCAACAACUUUUCUGACGCAACAGAGGUUAUGGAAGAAUUGCAAUCACAGGGAGCCCUAGACUUUGUUUGCAGCGACUUUGAACAAGGGGAUGAGAGGCAGGGCACUACAGAAGAGUACUUGCAUGGCGAUGAACUUUCAUCUGUCAACGCCACGUUUUCCGCGUCAGAAACGCAGGAAGAGACCGUGCCUCCACGCCUCAGCCCAAAUAUCAAGUGCCUUGUGUUUCCAAAGGGUGACAUUUCUCGAUUCAAGCCUGCCAGACCAGACAGCAACAGAACCUUAGGAUACUACCUAAUGGAUGCAGCCUCCUUGCUGCCUGUCCUGGCCUUGGACGCCCAGGAGGGACAUAGUGUGCUUGAUCUCUGUGCUGCUCCUGGGGGGAAGACCCUCGCUCUCCUACAGACUCAGGCCAUCGGGUAUCUUGCUGUCAAUGACUCUUCAGUGUCUCGUAUGGCCCGCUUGCACCGGGUCCUGCAGAACUACAUUCCCAGAGAGCACUGGUCAGAGGAUCAGGUUCGCAUCACUUCCUUCGAUGGCAGGAAGUGGGGCGAACUGGAGAGGGACACGUUUGACCGAGUGCUUGUGGAUGUGCCUUGCACCACUGACAGACAUUCUCUGCUGGAGGAGGACAAUAACAUCUUCAAAAAAUCCAGAACCAAGGAAAGACAGAUGCUACCCCUGCUACAGACCCAGCUUCUGGUGGCAGGGUUACAGGCAGUCCAGCCAGGAGGGGAGGUGCUGUACUCCACAUGCACGCUGUCCCAGCUGCAGAACGAGUGUGUGGUGGAGCGGGCGGUGCAGGUGGCGCAGGAGGAGCUUGGCAUCACUGCCCACGUGCAGGACCUGGGGCCGUUCGCCCAGCUCUUCGGGGACACCUUCCGCUUCGCCCCCAAGCCCCGCCUCGGGGAGCUGGUCCUCCCUCACCUCACCGCCAACUUUGGCCCCAUUUACCUCUGCAAGCUGCAUCGCAGCCACUAGGGUGACCAGGGAUUGGCCCGAAUGGGUCAUGUGAUUCGCAGGACGUCGGAAGGGUGGACGCUUCGUGGCAGGGGUGAGAUAUUCCGGCCGUGGAGCACUGCUGUGUAUGCAGCAGGUUUUGGUUUCCACCAGUUACUCUGGCUAAGUGGCUGUAUGCACCAGAUUAGAUCACAGUCAGACAUUUCAUGUAGGGACACAAGAACAGUCUUCAGCUGUCAUUCAUUUGUGUACCAAGAAAUGUAGCAAAUAUGUCAGGUGGCGGAAAUGCUGAGGCAUUUACACCUUCUGCUGGUUUUCGCGAAAACCAGAAACAGAUCUGGCCCUCAUUGCCCACCUCUGCUUUAUGGAACCUGGAGUGUCCCUCCUUCAAGAAGACACAGUGCAGACAGUUGCACCUUUGCAAUUUGGAUUAGAUGGUAAGUGUGGAAGUGGUAUCUUCCCUCCAAAGCAGCCUGUGUACAGUAUAUUACACUCUCCACUGGGUUAUUGUAUCUAUAUUUAUGUCCUAAAAUGAUACAUGGUAUUUAAUAAUCUCAAAUUCAACUGAGUUGUUAUUCUAUACAAUAAACAGUGUUUCAACACC
Molecule: messenger RNA, 1831 nt
Organism: Anguilla anguilla (European eel)
Lineage: Eukaryota; Metazoa; Chordata; Actinopteri; Anguilliformes; Anguillidae
Gene: nsun4
Product: NOP2/Sun RNA methyltransferase 4
Exons: 6
Coding region: 43-1248 (401 amino acids)
Biological process (GO): rRNA methylation
Cellular component (GO): mitochondrial large ribosomal subunit
Molecular function (GO): methyltransferase activity
Source: RefSeq, a predicted model, not a curated record